Messenger RNA from Cucumis melo (muskmelon), 1936 nucleotides. RefSeq lists its product as uncharacterized. The record is from RefSeq and is a predicted model, not a curated record. Lineage: Eukaryota; Viridiplantae; Streptophyta; Magnoliopsida; Cucurbitales; Cucurbitaceae. The transcript is spliced from 5 exons. Bases 98 to 1159 code for a protein of 353 amino acids.
GUCGAAUUUGAGCAUCUGUUCGUUCAUUGUAGAAUCGCACUCUCAUCAAACCAGGAAAUAAAAAAAGAUUCCAGUCUCUUCUUGAAUUUUAUCGACAAUGGGUACGAUUAAACGAUUGAAAUCCUCUUCUCAACGCCAAAACUGGGAGAAAAUUUUCAGCGCUUUGGUUCGGAUGCUAGAAACUCAACAGAAACAGCUUGAAACCCUCGUUUUAGAGCGAAAAGUUCUUGAAGAUCGCAUCCGAAUGCAACACGAUCGGUGGACCUCAGAUUCUCGUCUUUACGAAGAUUUUAUCUGCCAGUUGAAAGGGGAAUUGGCUUUACGCGAUAUGGAACGCUCGCUUGAGGCAUCAAAGUUAGAUUUAAACACGAGUAUGAAGCAGCGAGACAGUUUCCUUCGUCAAAUUACAUCAGAACACUCGAACGACGAAUUGCAAGAUUUCAAAGAAUUAUUUAGCCUGCUCUGCACUAAAAUCACCGUUACAUCUUUUCAGGAUGUUACUUCAAGAACCUUUUCGAAUAGUGGAAAAACUAAUAAAAGAACACGAAACUCUAAAGCCUUCAAUAUCGAGAUAGAGAGAUUACAAAAUGCAUAUGAAAAGCUUGAAUCAGAAAGGAGUUCUGAGGUAACUGCACUUCUGGCGGAGAAGACGUUUGUAUGGAAUCAGUACAACAUCAUGGAGAAUGACUACAAAAGUAAAUUAAGGCAUGAGCGUAGAGAAGUUGAACUAGGGCGUACAAAGAUUGAAAAUCUUCUUGCUAACAUGGAACAACUUCAAUCUUUGAAUGAUGAAAAAGAUUGUACAAUUGCAGCCUUGGAAAGCAAGUUGGAAAAGAUGGAGGUUGAUUCUAGGAAAUUGAAUGAUGAAAUUUCUAGAAUCUCACAUGAGAUGGAAGUCUUACGAAAGGAUAAUUGCGCAUCAGUUACAUCCGUGUUAAACCGAUGCACAUCAGGCAAUAGAACAUUUGGCUUAGGAGUGAAGGAAAAAGAGAAGGGUAGUGGCAGUAACAUCAUUGUGAGGAAAAAGGCAUAUUCUAAGACCAGAAAGGAAGAUGGGAGUUUAAAACGAAAAAGAGACCUUAUAAGUGAAUCAAUGACCCCAAAAUUGUUUACAUCGUCUUUCAAACCUCCAAAACUGAGGAGCAGUAUGUGUGUGUAAGUUGGUAUCUCUCAUAAAGUAACUAGUGAAAUUAUUGAGAAGGUAGUAUUAGCCAUGUAAGUGUAAGUUGUUCUUCUACAGAUAUCUCUGUUUAUCUCUCUGUGUUCUAUGUUCAUCACUUAUCUCUGCCUAUAAACAAUAAUCGUCAAUAACUUCUAACCAGCCUAACAUAAACCCUUUUUUUUUUUGUUAUGGAUCUGUCAUUUCUUCUCUGAAAUUACAUCAUUUUUUCUCUCUUUUUUGGCUGUGGAGGAACAACAUACUAUAAGGGGACCUUACAUGAUCGAUAUAAACCAAAGCUUCAUCAUGACUUAAUAAUAAUAUGGUCUCCAUAUUGCUGGAAACCACUUAGAGUGAAAGUAAGGCUGAUAAGAUAACAAGACCAACAACACCACCAGCAAAACCGCCGCACCCCAAGGCGAAGCUGAAGCAGCACCUUCCGUGACGUAAACCGGUUCGAGCUUUGUUCUGGGAGUGAUAAUUACAAGACGACCAUAUCUAACAAUGGAGUUGCCAACAAAGACAAAUACUAGAGGUAAAAGCAAGAAAAAUAGCUUAAAGUUGAUCCUUGUUUUCUUCACCUGAGACCUGUAGCUUGAAUAUGAUGAAACAGAUAGAAGAAUGACCAAGAUUCCAAGUAUUGCAAGGAGAGGUCUUGGUGGUGGAGUUAUGGAGGAUAAAGCUUGUUCUGCCCAUCCUUGUUUCCAUGCUGGCCCUCUUCUUUCUCUUAUUAACCAACCCAUUUGUCUCCUGAUUUUUUCUCUCUCUGUUUCACUU